Molecule: messenger RNA, 1458 nt
Organism: Lucilia cuprina (Australian sheep blowfly)
Lineage: Eukaryota; Metazoa; Arthropoda; Insecta; Diptera; Calliphoridae
Gene: wmd
Product: serine-threonine kinase receptor-associated protein
Exons: 3
Coding region: 166-1149 (327 amino acids)
Biological process (GO): spliceosomal snRNP assembly
Cellular component (GO): SMN complex
Molecular function (GO): protein binding; RNA binding
Source: RefSeq, a predicted model, not a curated record
AGACUGAUCAAUAUAAAAAAAAUCUUAUUAAAAAACAAAAUUUCUAAAAUUUAUUAAAACAAACAAAAAACUUGCAUUAUAAAUUUAAUUAAUACUCGAAUAUAGUGUAUUGUGUAUUUAUUUAUCAGCGUUAGCUAUAGUAUUAGAAGAAACAAAAACAAAAAAAUGACCACAAAUCUACGUCAGAUUCCCUUAACCUGCAGUGGACACACUCGCCCUGUAGUGCAUUUGGAUUUUAGUGAUGUUUGUGAUAGUGGCUACUUUUUAAUAUCGGCAUGUAAAGAUGGCAGUCCCAUGUUACGGCAGGGUGAUACCGGCGAUUGGAUAGGUACAUUUGAGGGUCACAAGGGAGCUGUAUGGGGUGUAGCUUUAAAUAAAAAUGCCACCUUGGCAGCAUCAGGUGCAGCAGAUUUUACGGGAAAAGUAUGGAAUGCCAUUACAGGCGGUGAAUUACAUAGUUUCCAACACAAACACAUUGUUAAAUCGGUGGCAUUUGAUACGAAUUCCGAGAAUAUAGUUACAGGCAGCAAUGAGAAAUUGGUACGUGUCUUUAAUCUCGAACAGCCACAGGCUGAGCCAGAAAUGUAUAGCGGUCAUGGUGGCGCCAUUAAAAGAGCACUAUUCUGUCGCAAUGAUAAGUGCAUUAUAACGGCAGCUGAUGAUAAGACCGUACGUUUGUGGGAUCGUUUGACCGGCAAUGAGGUGCAACGUCUUUCAUUCCCCAACAAUCCGAAUAGUUUAGAGAUUUCCGCAGACAAUCAUAUACUUACGAUAACUCAUGGUUCCAGUAUUAGUUUUUGGGAAGUGGAAACUUUAAAGAAACUUAAAGAAGUUAAGGUGCCCACUAAUGUCUCGUCGGCCAGUUUGCAUCCGGAUAAGCAUGUGUUUGUGUGUGGUGGUGAAGAUUUUAAAAUGUAUAAGUUCGAUUAUAUAACUGGCAAUGAAAUUGAAUCUUUUAAGGGCCACUUUGGUCCUGUUCACUCAGUGAAAUUUUCGCCCGAUGGUGAACUGUAUGCCAGUGGUUCUGAGGAUGGUACUUUGCGUUUAUGGCAAACUACUGUGGGCAAAACUUAUGGUCUCUGGAAAUGUACUGAACCUAAUGAAUUAAACAACUCUUUAAAUUCACCCCGUGAAGUACAUGCAAAUUAAUUUUAAUUUGUCCAACAUUUAUCUCCCUCCCCUCCCCUCCCCUGUCCUUUUCUAUUAUAUUUGUACUUUUUUAUAUUUAAAAUUUUUGAUUUAAUUUGCUAAAUAUCCUUUUUAAUUACUAUAAAACGGUUGAGUUGCAUUUAAACUUUAACCGGAAACAAAAAAACAAAAAAAAGUAAAAUAUUUUUUCUUUAGUUUUCUAAUUCCUAAAUGCUGCUAUUUUACUCAUAUUAUUUACAAACUUAUAUUUGAAAAAUAUUUGCUCUAAAUAUUAAACAAAAGAAUAAUGAACAAUAAUUGGUAUUAAAG